AUGAAGCGCAAAGCUGCAUUCCAGCUGCCCCAUACACCCCGACGCGCUCCGCGGCAGGACCCCGUGUCUUGCGACUCUUGUCGGCUCAAGAAGAUUAAAUGCGAUCGCCAGCAGCCAUGCAGCAGUUGCUCUGCGCGUCGGUUGACAUGCCGUUAUGGAAAGCCAGAAGCUGCAGGUACCGCAAGGGUUCAAAAACCACUAUUAGCAGCUGGUGUGGAGCGGACAUCCCCUCCCAGUAACCCAACUGUGCCUCCAAGAGCCGAUAAUGUGCCUGUUGAGCCCACUGCAGCUCCAUUGCGGGCGUGCAAUCGGGAGUCGCUGCUCACAGCGGACUGGCUGGAGAACAUUCAUAUGGCUGACCGGGUACCAACAGCAACCCCGAAAUGGCUGCGAGAUGGAUUAGAUGAUCCAGUAAGAGGACGCAACUUAAACUUAAACUUAAACGAAGAGACAGGCUCUGCAAGACCCCUACUGUCAAUGCCAUACAUGAAUCGAUCCGCCAUCGAUGAGAAUCCGGCGUCGAUCAAUCUGACUACCUUUGUACCCGCGAAAUCGGAGGCUCUGGAUCUCUUUCGAUACUAUCAUCGUUACGUCGACUAUCUCUACCAUAUAAUUGUCCCAAAGCGUGUCGAGGACCAAAUAAAUGGGAUCUAUCGUUGUAUUGAAAGCAAUGCGCCCGUAGAUCUCAACCACUUGGCGCUGCUUUUCGGCAUUCUAGCCAGCUCUCUAUGUCUGCAACGAUCCGUGGUGGCAUCUACUGAUGCAGAAGCGCGCAGCCAAGAGUUUGCCUUUCUCACUGGCGCUGCAUUGAUUCAAAGCCACUACUCCCUGUCUCCAACUCUUGUGGGCUUGCAGGCAACCAUGGUGGUCAUGCAUAAUGUCUCUAACUGGAACAUACCACCAUCUGUGAGCGGUCUCUUCGUACAUGGUGCGAUAGUCAGCCAAGCUAAGAGUCUUAUGCUGCACUGCAUCGACUCCCCGCGCUUUCGAAAUGAGAGAGAGGGAUGUGAUUACGAUGCAAUAGAUCUUGAGGUCAAAAGACGACUUUGGUGGGAUUUGACGUCUUUCGACUGGCUACUGGGCUUUCUUACUGGCCCGCAAGAGUGGACGUACCUCAUCCAGCCGCACCACAUGAACGUGAACCAGCCAUUGAAUAUCGAUGAUAAUGCAAUGUGCCACAACAUGGUUUCAAUGCCAAACUCCACUCCAACAGACAUGUCCUUUUUCCUUCAACGCCUGACCCUAGCUGCUGUGAGCCGGGAGGUAGUUGAUGCAACGUCCUACGAGCAUCUCCAUGGCCUGGAGCCAAAAUACGAAAAAAUCCUCGAACUAGACAGAAAGUUCCAUCAAGCGGUGGCGGAGAUCCCUGACUUCUUCCGCCUUGAUCCAUCAUCCAGACGACGGUUUGCUUCGCUCUACGAAGAGCGCCCGACCAUUGCCUGGCAAGGCUGUCUCCUACAACAAGGCUUCUUCUCCCGCUUAUGCCGUCUGCAUCGAGAUUUCUUCAUCAGAGGAGCCCGUGAACCAGCAUAUUCCUAUUCCCACGUGAUCUGCCUGCAGUCUGCCCGGAAAGUGCUCGAGAUUAAAAGGAUCAUGGAUGGAAACGAACCGAACUAUACGCCGCCCAACUCUGUCGUCUGGUCCGUAAUGCAUCAUGUAUUCGCUGCCGCUGUGAUACUAUUACUGGACGUGUGCUUCAAUUGGGAUGAUAUACUAGCCGAAAAGCGAAAAGAAGAAGUGCUGGAUGCCUGCCGCAUGCUGAGCAAGGCACAAGAGUCGUCUGCCCUGGUCAGGGAAGGAAUCAAUGCAAUGAUGGGUGUGUUGCAAAAGCAUUGGAGAACCGGAAAGCAGGCUGAAAAUUCCACUAUUAUUUCACAAGGGGCGGAUGGGGCGCGCUCUCAUCCUGGCCCUGCACCGGCUCAUGUCCCAGCUCUCAAUGCUGAAUCAAACGUUAUGCCACCACACCUCCCAGCUGUCACCAAUGACAAUGCACCUCAUGAGAGGCAGCUGGAAGAUAUCUGGACCGAGAUGCUGGAGACGGGCAACGAUCUGGCUCUGGAUUCUGCAGACUGGACGGAACUGUUGAAUGAGCUGACAGACCCGGAGCUAUCCCGAGGAUGA
Messenger RNA from Aspergillus welwitschiae, 2121 nucleotides. RefSeq names its product Zn(II)2Cys6 transcription factor. Gene Ontology annotation, molecular function: DNA-binding transcription factor activity, RNA polymerase II-specific; zinc ion binding. Gene Ontology annotation, biological process: regulation of DNA-templated transcription. Bases 1 to 2121 code for a protein of 706 amino acids. The record is from RefSeq and is a predicted model, not a curated record. NCBI's taxonomy places the organism in Eukaryota, Fungi, Ascomycota, Eurotiomycetes, Eurotiales, Aspergillaceae. The transcript is spliced from 2 exons.